Molecule: messenger RNA, 1694 nt
Organism: Hyposmocoma kahamanoa
Lineage: Eukaryota; Metazoa; Arthropoda; Insecta; Lepidoptera; Cosmopterigidae
Gene: ND-51
Product: NADH dehydrogenase [ubiquinone] flavoprotein 1, mitochondrial-like
Exons: 8
Coding region: 65-1492 (475 amino acids)
Biological process (GO): mitochondrial electron transport, NADH to ubiquinone
Molecular function (GO): NAD binding; 4 iron, 4 sulfur cluster binding; NADH dehydrogenase (ubiquinone) activity
Source: RefSeq, a predicted model, not a curated record
UAGUGUGGUAUCACUUAAUGUGGUUGUGAUUGUGACAUUUGUGACAUUUCGAAUUACGAGAAAAAUGGCUGGAGCGCUGGCUAGGGUUGUUCAGGGGGUAAAAUCCCAAACAGGUAUUGUAGGGCCGUUGUCGAUAGUCAACAAUGUCUCCGUGCGGUACAAUCAGACUCCGGCAAGGACGCAGUUCGGACCAUUGGCGGAUCAAGAUCGCAUAUUUACGAAUCUGUAUGGUCGACAUGAUUGGCGACUCAAAGGUGCCAUAUGCCGUGGAGAUUGGUAUAUGACCAAGGAAAUUCUCUUGAAGGGCCCUGAAUGGAUCGUUAAUGAGAUGAAAACAUCCGGAAUGCGAGGGCGUGGUGGUGCCGGUUUUCCAACUGGCAUGAAGUGGUCAUUCAUGCAAAAGCCAUCUGAUGGCCGUCCUAAAUACUUAGUCGUCAAUGCUGAUGAGGGCGAGCCUGGCACAUGCAAGGACAGGGAGAUCAUGCGUCAUGACCCUCACAAGUUGGUUGAAGGUUGUCUGGUUGCCGGCCGAGCCAUUGGAGCUGUGGCUGCAUAUAUUUACAUCAGAGGAGAGUUCUAUAAUGAAGCCAGUAAUUUACAGUUGGCCAUUGCUGAAGCAUAUCAAGCAGGCCUUCUUGGUAGAAAUGCUUGUAAUUCCGGCUAUGACUUUGACGUGUACGUCCAUCGCGGCGCGGGCGCCUACAUCUGCGGCGAAGAGACCGCUCUCAUCGAGUCCAUCGAAGGCAAGCAGGGCAAGCCGCGUCUCAAGCCGCCGUUCCCUGCUGAUGUCGGUUUGUUCGGCUGCCCAACUACCGUCAACAAUGUUGAGACUAUAUCUGCAGCACCUACGAUAAUGCGUCGCGGUGGGGCAUGGUUCGCGCAGUUUGGCCGUCCACGUAACACGGGCACCAAGUUGUAUAACAUCUCUGGACACGUGAACACUCCGUGCACUGUCGAAGAGGAGAUGAGCGUGCCGCUCAAAGACCUUAUCGAACGGCAUGCGGGUGGCGUUACCGGUGGAUGGGACAAUCUGCUAGCCAUCAUUCCUGGAGGAUCUUCGACACCGCUCAUUCCUAAACAUGUCUGCGACACCGUCCUAAUGGAUUUCGACGCUUUGGUAGCAGCGAACACUUCCUUCGGCACAGCGGCUAUCAUAGUGAUGGACAAGUCAACCGACAUUGUGAAAGCCAUCGCACGCUUGCUAGAGUUCUACAAACACGAAUCCUGCGGUCAGUGCACGCCUUGUCGCGAAGGCGUGUCAUGGAUGAACGAGAUUGUUCACAGAUUCAUCGAUGGUGACGCGUCGACGAAAGAGAUCGACAUGCUAUGGGAGAUUUCUAAACAGAUUGAAGGUCACACAAUUUGCGCCUUAGGCGAUGGCGCAGCGUGGCCCAUCCAGGGUCUCAUUAGACAUUUUAGACCAGAACUUGAAAGGCGUAUGCACGAAUUCGCGGCGACAUGUGGCCCCAGCAAGGCUGAGCGUCUUUACUAACCACCACGCUUAUACCGUGAAGUUUUGCCCUCGAAGAUUACCUACUGAAUAUAACUUAUAUUGUAAAAAUUGUAGAUUCAAGUUAAAAAUUUCUUUGUGUUUUUGUGAGUCUUGUUAUAAAUAAAAUUAGUUUUUAAUAAAUUGUAAUAAUUUAUUAUUUGUAUUUUGUGGAAUUCAUUGGGACCUGCGUAAUAUGUCUGCC